Molecule: messenger RNA, 1020 nt
Organism: Trichoderma harzianum CBS 226.95
Lineage: Eukaryota; Fungi; Ascomycota; Sordariomycetes; Hypocreales; Hypocreaceae
Exons: 2
Coding region: 1-1020 (339 amino acids)
Source: RefSeq, a predicted model, not a curated record
AUGGACAAGGUGGACACCAGAGUUUCAGUCGAUUGCCCUCCCAGGAAGACAAAUGGCAAACCCAAGCAGAAACAGCAGGCGAAACAUCAGAAAUCAAACUCCCAGUCGGAGCGAACUCAUGAUGAGAACACAGAGCGGGCGUAUAUAGCUGCCUCACGGCGCAGUGACCGAGACAUAGAGGCGCGGAUCAAAUCCGCUUUGCAGGCUAGCAAAAUACACAAGAAACGAACCGGGAAAGCUCUCCGAAUCACCCGUGAGAUUGUUCUCAAUGAGGCUAUGUAUGAGGAAGAGGAUACCGAGCUGGAACGGUUCAGAGAGUGGAGCUUCCGCUUGUCAUCGGGUUCUUUGCAGGGAGGCCAUGGAAAAGAAGUGUGCGACCUCAUAGAGUCAUCUCUCCAAAGAUGGCGGGGAAACGAUAUCAAUCAGGCCUUUGAGCAAUACUUUCCCAAUUACAAACAAGCAGCAGCCCAACCAACAGGUCCUCAAUGGUAUCCGCGACAGGCUUCACUGCAGCCACUACCUCAGCAAACUUCUCCGAUUGACCCUCCAGGGAUGAUACAGAUUUCUGGGAUGCAAGUGCAGGUGCCGAUCUCCGGAAUGUCUGCUCACGGGGUGCAACAGACUCCCUGGAUGGGACAGUCCCCUGAGAUGCAGAUGCAGUCUCCCGUGGGGAUGGGAAUGAUUUCUCCGGCCCAAUUACAGUCUCCUCUUCUACAGAUGGGACAGACUCCUGAGAUUAGGCACGCUUCUCCGACACAGCAAGAUUUCGAUUUGUGUUCUCAGUUCGUGGAUUCAGGCAUCAACACCCCCUCAGCUGAGAUACUUAGUGGUCUUCGAGAGUUCACACGCCUCACCCCUGAGAACGACACAUUCUCCGAUGAAUCAUCCACCCCUCCCGAACUCAGUCAUCUCAACCAAGCUCAGUUACCUACUCCGAUAUCUACAUGCUCCUCAUGCACUUGUAACCCGGCUCAGAAAUACACCUGUGACAGUUGUCGGACGUUUGUGUGGUUUGCAUAA